This is a messenger RNA of Phoenix dactylifera (date palm), 3674 nucleotides long. The record is from RefSeq and is a predicted model, not a curated record. NCBI's taxonomy places the organism in Eukaryota, Viridiplantae, Streptophyta, Magnoliopsida, Arecales, Arecaceae.
CGGCCAAACCUAGCUGGCCGAGCCACAUGGCAGCAGCCCAACCAGGAAAGUUCGGCCAAAGCAAGAAGCUAAUCAACGGGGGAGUCCAAACCGGCUCUCCCAUGGCUAACCGGCAAGCAUGGACAUGGGCGGCCAAGAUGCAUCAGGCCGCCAAAUGAAGGUGCAGCACGCUGCCAUGUCAACGAUCCGUGGGAGAAAGAAGCACGCCACAUCAUUGAUCCGUGUGAACAGACACCUUCACCAAAGGGCGACACAUGGCAAGGGACCACGGACACUUGGCGGAAGCAGCAUGGAAGGUGCAACCAGCCCAAAUCUGCACAUUCCCAAAUUGAUUGGGCGCCCACCCAUUCAAAUGAGUUUGAAUUCAAAUAUGGCUGAUUAGAGGCCAAAUAAGGAUAGUUUGCUUGAGUAAUUUGAAUUCAAAUUUUGAAUUCAAAUAAAGGCCACUCUUGGCCGAUUAAGGAAAGGUUGGAAUUCAAAUUCAAAUUCGAAUUAGUUCCCACUACUAAUUUCGAAUUUGAAUUCGAAUUAAGCCCACUCAUAAGCUGAAAUUUCAGCACUUAGCAUUUGUCUAUUUAAGGGUGCCAUUAGGCACUUUGUAAUCAUCUUUUGCGAAGUUAAUCAAUAUUGAUCUUUUGAUCUUUGAUCCCAUAGGGGAAUUCGGCCGAAAGGCCUUGGGCUAUCGUAGGGAUUCAACCCUCGAUAGAUUGGGCUAGCAUCGGGAUCAUCAUGUCCCUUUGUUAGAUUAUUUUUCUGCUCUUGUUUCCAGCAUUCAUUUUCUUUAUUUUCCAGCCUUGUAAUCCAUUGCCUUUUGGAAUAGAGAGAGUUCUUCAAUCCAUCCCCAUUUAUGUUUGAAUCUCACCUUGCCACACUCAUCAUCCUUGAGAGUUAGGAUAAGGAUUCCACGGCAAUAAGAAGGAGUACGUUACCUACAUCAAGUCGGUCCCAAGGCAAUCCGCCAACACCAUCUUCAACCUUCGGACGAUUGGGCCGGGGAUCGGGACCGCAGGUCCCCGGGUACCCAAACAAUUGGUGCUUUCAUUGAGAGGUUCGUCGGAAGAAGUUCCUAGAGAAGCUCCGUCGAAGACUCCCUUCAGGAGGUAACGUUCUCAUCUGCAGAAAAUUCCAGAUCUGAUUUUUGGUGUUUGGGGAAUAGAUUUUUGGAGCAUAUUAGGAUCUGGAGUUGUUUUAAAAAUUCUGCAACCACAUAUCCUUGAUCUGAAAUUCUGCAAUACAUAUAUCUUGAUGUUUGAGGAUCCUGCAGAAAUUUUCAGAUCUGAAUUGGAGUGUUGGAAGAUUGGAGUUGGGUGUUAAAUAUAUUUGAUCCAUUGCUGUUUUAACUUUCUGAAACCCAUAUUGGUUAGUCCGAGGGAGAUUAAAAUUUCUGCAGCCCAUAUAUCUUAGUCUGAAGUUCAAAAAAAUUCUGCAUCUUAUAUUGGGCUUGAACUUGUAUUCGAUUGGGAGAUUUAAUUUUCUGUUUUUCAUCCUUGUGAAACUCCUGUCGGAGGUUGAUUGAGUGGUGUACACAUCAGGUGGGUUGGUUCAUCCAUUGGGUGACAACCGCAGGAGGUUUGGGGACUGAUUUGAGAAGUUUCUGUGUUGCGGAAAAAUUCUGCAACAAGGUGUUUGUUAGGUUUCUAAGAGAAGGGUUUUCUGUUCUAAAGGUUAAAUUCUUUUCUUUGUGGAUCUACCAUGGAGUCGAGGGGAGACUCAAAGGGUAGUAUUAACCAACCCGGCCAAUUGUGGGAGAAUAUUAUAAACACUUUGGUUGACAUAAGGAGACAAAGUAACGCCAACGUAGAGAGAAUAGAAAAGGAGUUGGCUAAAAAAGAGAAUGAUGAGAUACAAAAAAACAUGAGAGAAAAUCAGAGGGAGAAUAUGAGUAGAAGGAGAAGAUUAGAAGGCCGAAGUGUUGUGAAAGAAAGGAAAUAUAAGAGGUACUAUGAUGAAAGUACCGAAUCCGAAGAUGAUCCUUUCCAUGCGCAAAGGCUUGAAGGCCGGAGAGAACACAUGGAUAGAAGGAAGAAAGGGCUGAUUGGUGAUGUCUAUGAUAAGAGUGUUUCUAGGGAUCCAAAGCUUCAUGAGAAGGGGCCAAGAAAACCUACAAAUACUCUACCAAACUUCAGCAGCAAGGCCAAGAAUCCUGUUCCAGCAACCACAGCAAUUUCAGCCAAUUCUGAAAAUUCUGCAAGCAUCUCCAAACCGCAGCCAUCUGCGGCCAAGAAGCUGAAUAACGAAGAGUUGCAGGACUUCACCAAAAGGGGUUUGUGUUUCAAGUGCAGCGCCAUGUGGAGGAUAGGCCACAAAUGUUCAUCCGGCCAAGCCCAUGUCGACAGCAGCAACGAAGAGCCCGAAGAACAUGUUGCUGAAAUUUCAGAUUCAGCACAUGGUUACAUGAAGAUUUGGACUGCAGUUCGCGCAGCAAAAUCAAAAGAAAAAGUUGCUGUUUUCACUCCAACCACAACCCGAGAUGAAGAACUAUCUAUUGAAGAAUCCAGUCAAGCCAUCAUAUUUCGGGAGAACAGCGAUUCAGCCGUUGUUCAACCCGAAAAUUCUGCACACAUGAGCGCAGAAAUUUCAGCUUCUGCGCCCAUUGUGAGUGAAAAUGCUGAGGAGUGUUUGACCUCAGAAAUUCCAGCAACCGAAGGCAGGUCAACCUCGGUUAUUGCAACAGAAGCCUCAGCCAAUGCAGCCAAGGAACAAGGUGAUAUUACAGUGGAUCUUCAGUUGCAAAGAGAAGACACACCUGCUGCAGAUUUUAGUGCAGAAAAUUCUGCGACUGCGAAAUUUGUUGCACCACCAAGGAGCAGCGGAAUUCUUCCAGAUUCUUCAAACCACAUUGAGCCAAUCCAUAGCCAGGAGGAUGCCAAGAUAACCACACGGGCGGUGAUCAAUAUUCAGCGACCAACUACUAUGCAGCUCACGGCUUGGAUCGACAGAUACGAGAGAGAGGGUAGAGAAGUGGAAGAAGAGAUGAAGGCCUUCUCCAAACUUGCUUACUUUUUGACUGGCACUUCUACUGCUGCACUCAUGGCCAUUUCCUCUGGAUAUCUCGAAGGUCAAACAGGACAUGCCCAUACAGUCGCUCUCAAGGUCUGCACCAUCUUCAUGGUGGUCACCUUCUUAACUGGUUGCAGAAUGCUGUUUCUAAUACUCAGUCGUAGCAGCCACAUCUCUAUUAAAUCCUUCAAAAGCCUCAAGUGGACAGGAUUGUUGUCGCUGAUCCUUUCGGUGUUUAGCGGCGCCAUUCUUUACCUAAAGAUGUUUGCCCUUCUGGCAUUCUUUAUAGCAAUGAUCCUAUUCUUUAUGGCUUGACAUCCAUGCAGUCAUCACCAAGGUAAUAGGGGCAUAUCAUUCAGACGUUUAUCCGAUUUCAUUUGAAACAUUUGGAUGCUGUUUGUUAUGGUUUCCUUACGUGUUGCUCUGGUGUCCUAUUAUUUAGUACUAUUGUUUACCAUUUGGUUAAUGUCAGUUGAGUCAACUACGGGAAUAGUGUUCUGUUAGACAAUUUACGGUCGUGGGUUAGUAUUCUGAUGGUUGUCUAUUUUUCAGCAAGUUUGUUUUUGUUGUUUUCAUUAUGUUGCACGUGGAUUCAUGGCAAUUAUGCCAGUAUUGUAUUUAAGCUGUGUUAACAAUAGAAAAAGGGAGAUUUAAUCACCCAAAUAUUUGGCUUA